This is a messenger RNA of Hypoxylon trugodes, 2195 nucleotides long. RefSeq lists its product as uncharacterized. The record is from RefSeq and is a predicted model, not a curated record. Lineage: Eukaryota; Fungi; Ascomycota; Sordariomycetes; Xylariales; Hypoxylaceae. Bases 612 to 2063 code for a protein of 483 amino acids. The transcript has a single exon.
CUUGCCCAUUGUGUAACACUCUAAGCAGCUAUGCCGUCGAUGAAAGGCUGAAAUAACUGAGCAAAAUUUGAAUCUUGAACAAAAUUGAGAUUUAGCUUAUCGUUGCGGCAGUGGUCCCAGGAGCCUUUGACGUAAACAUUAUGGUUUGUAGCUGAUUUGCAGAAAGGUUGAUGUAACGAAAUCGCCAUACCGGUGAGCAGUCCUCAAAGAUUAGCACCCGAAUAGCACCCGAAAAUUAGGAAUAACGCAGUAUCUCCAUUUAAUUCAUAAACACCACCAGACGAGCCGAUAAAGAUCGUCGAGGCGAUCCGUAGUUAUGUUUCCAUCCCGUCUAAAGUGACAAUUGAGAGACCUCGGGACCUACGUUCCGCGACUCCCCAAAAUGGUAUUACCCUGCAAUCUAGAUACUACUUACAAUUUCGUGUCCCGACCGCGAAAUUCUAGAUUCGAAUUCUUCUCUUAUCAAAUACUGUAGAUGGUUUCUUGUAGUUAAAAUAUCGUCACGGCGUGUCUAGUUAAGCUACUUGAAGCCGCAGGGCUAGAGGCAUGUAACACGAAUGACUACCCACAACCUAACAUAAGUCGCACCGGCUUACCUGGGCAUUGUACCAAUGGCAGCCAUCGAACCCCUUAAAAAGCCAAGCACCCGCCGACAAGUCGCCGCCUUACUCCUCAUAUGCACAAUUGGGACGCUCCUCCUAGUCCACCAAACCCUCCUGCCAAGCCCCGGGCGGAGUAUCCCAUCAUCCCUCUCCUUCGCACCGCAACGGCCGCCCUCCGACAUCCUCCUCCAACAACAAGGCGAUCCCAACCGGGAACAAGACAUCGACCUCUCAAACCCUCGCGCCCCAUUCAUAGCCUGGCCGCUACGCCGCGUCUGCGCGGAGACUACAUACAUCCCCGGUCUAACCUUCAUAUGCGAUAACAACAGCGGCGGUCCGGGGAACAUCCGGAAUUACAUCCUAACCUGUCUGCGGUACGCCCUAGACGGCGGCGCCACAGCCCUAGUCCUCCCACGCAUCCGCUCCCGUUCCCCAUCCGACCCGGCGAAUUUAUUCCGCGAGUACCAGCCCUUCUCAUACAUGUUCGAUGAAUCACACUUCCGGAACGCGAUAGCGGAUUCCUGUCCCCGCCUCACCAUCUACGAGAAUCCCGAGGAUGUACCCGGAGCUACGGAAAAAGCACGUCGGGAGAACCGCGAUGUGGAUCGGAUUAUAGAACGCGUCACGCCGAAAGAAUUCGGCGGAAGCCGCGCGGGGUGCGAUCAGCGGGAUCCGAAUCGCCAUACGGAUCGCUUCGGUGCUGCGUUCCGGGAUUGGGUGAGGGGUAGUGCGGUGGAGAGAGGCUGGGCGCCUGCUAAUGAUGUCGAUAACCCUCGUUUAAUCCGUCUGUCGUGGGGUGUACUGUGGGAUUGGCCGAUCUACCGAGAUGGGCCUGAGUUUGCCGCUACGUUUGGUGGGCUGCUUAAAAUUCGGGACGAUAUCCAGGAUAUAGCAGAUGCCAUCACGGUGUCAAUGCGAACACUUGCGACUUCGACCAGGGGCACCGAAGAUGCAGCAGGACAAUCGUUUCUAGGAGUGCAUCUGCGUACGGAGGCAGAUGCGUUAUCGCAGUGGCCUUCUUAUGAAAAUCAGACCAAGGGCUAUCUCCGCGAGGCGGCGAGCCAAGGUUAUCAAGGGCGCGCAGCAUAUCUAGCCUCCGGAAAUGAGACCGAAACCCGUAAAUUUGCUCGGGAGGCCAAGGCGACACUACAAUUAGAUGUACGAUCCAAAUACGACCUCCUCGAAGGACACGAGAGCGAAUUGGGAAAAUUAAGGGCGUUGAGUUGGGACCAACAAGCGCUUGUAGAUUUUGUUGUACUACUGAACUGUGAUUACUUCGUCGGCGUAAGCCCAAGUAGUUUCAGUAUCAAUGUGGCGUUAAAGAGACAUCUGCAAGACGAGGGGUUAUAUACCCGACCGUGGAAAGUAGGAGGGCGUGGCGAUGGGAGAAGUUGGCUUGUCGGGCGCUAUAAUCAGUAUUGGGAAGAUUGGUUAUUCAUGUUCGACGGCAUGUGGCCGUAACUCAACGAGCAGGAAGAUGAACGACGAGGGCGCACCAGCGCUAACACAUUUCCCCAAAGUAUCUAUUUCACUCGACUAUUCGCUUUUGUCGGUUUAGGCGUUGGGCCAGGAUAGACAGGGCGAGGCGGCAUG